Molecule: messenger RNA, 4080 nt
Organism: Chilo suppressalis (striped riceborer)
Lineage: Eukaryota; Metazoa; Arthropoda; Insecta; Lepidoptera; Crambidae
Source: the annotation of a GenBank genome assembly
AAAAAAGUUAAAAUAAGUACUUGCCGGAAUAGGUACCUAAAUAUUUUUCCCAGUGGUUCUAAUAUGAAAAAUCUUGUUGUUACCAGUAUGCUUAUGUGAUCAAAUUGUUUAAAGAUAUAUUAAGCAAACAAUGGUGAACUUAAAAAACGCAGUCACAGCUAACUAUUAGGAAUAAUCAUCUAAUAGAGGCCUGUGCAAUGGUAAAGUGUUGCGUGUCUGGAUGCAGAGGGGCAAAGGGAGUAACUUUAUUCAAGUUUCCUGCUAGCCGCAAGCUGCGUCGCAAAUGGGAGGAUGCUAUUAAAGCGAUCGGUCCUAAGAGCGAAGGGGAUUCUGUGUGCAGCCGUCAUUUUCUGACUUCCGAGUUGCAGCUCGUGAGAGGCAAAACCAGGCUCAAGGAGGCUGUGGUGCCGAGCGUUUUCCUAGUCGCGGGAUAUAAGAAUCAAACUACAAACAGUGUUCCCGAUGACGCCCAAUUAGAAGAUGAUACAAGAAAGCAGUCCCUUGAAAACGAUAAAUUUUCAAACAAAGAGAAAUCGCCUGAUAGAGUUAAUUCAGUAGAAAUAGAAAUAUGCCCUAAUAUUGAAGAGUUAUUAGAGGUGGAAUUAUCUACUGAUGAACAGGUCCUGCCGUUAGAAAUAGAAACAAAUUCUGAUAAAAGUAAAUUGACAGAGAAUGAAAAAUCUGAUCGCAAUGAAGAUAAUUCAUCCGAGUUAGAAGAAUCUGCUAAAAACGGCAAUGGUGGUGAAAUUAGUACCCCUAUUAAAGAAACGUCUGCCGAACAAGAAGAAACUUCUAAAAAAGUCACAUCGCAGGAUAAUGAAAAGGCGAAUUUAAACGGAAUUACUGAGAGUAAAGAGAAUAAACACGAAUAUAAGGCAAGAGAAAGUGCACAAGCUGAAAAUCUAGAUUCAGGGAAAGAUGGAAAAGAUACAAAUGGCGAUAUAUGUGAUAGCAAUGAUGUCAAAGAAGACGACAGUAUUAAAACUUUACAAACAUCGACAGAAGCCGCUAAAAGUGAUAAAGAAAAGAGUGUGGGCAGUAAAAAACUAAACAAGAAGUCCAGUAAAACCUCAACAAAUAAUAAUAAAAAAACUACACCUGAAUCUAUUGACGAACAUCAAGACAUAGAAGAGUUACUCACAGACUAUUACAUAUACCAGAACAACAUACAUACCAUCGACGAUGACGUUGAAGCCGUAGAGAAGGAAGACAAGGCUCCGAAAGGCAAAGACAAUAAAGAUGCUGAUUUACCGUGCCAUGUAGACCCUGUUUAUAUAGAAUUGCCCGUUGACAAAGAAUCGGCUGGCGAUUGCCUUAUGGUAAUGGAAAGUGUUCAAGUAGAGAUUGACCCUAGUACUUUAAUACAAGAACAAGAUUUUGAAGUCGAAAUUUCUGUCGAUUUAGAAGAGGACGAUGAAUUAGAGCAAAAGAAAGAGCCAAUAAGUCUCUUAACAUCAAGCGAUGAGGAUGACGUCAUAAUACAGGAACCUAAAAUCGACACCGUGGAAGUUUCAGAUGAAACCGAUGAAGACGACAUGCCAUUAGUGAAAUUAGUUAAAAAGAAAAAAGCUAAGAAGAAAAAGCGGUUGUCCAACCAAUCGGAUGAUAAUACUAUAGUCUGGGGUAUGUAUUACUGUGUCGAAUGCCAUUUCAGAACGACCAAUAAAAGUGAAUAUAACAGACAUAGAUUGGAACACGCGAAGCCUGUUUUGAUAAUGUGCCAAUUGUGCGGUUUCAUGACUUCAACGGAGGCCCAAUUGGCAAAACAUGAGAAGCAACAUAAAGAUUACAAGAAAUAUCAGUGCCAUCUUUGCACGUACAAAGCGAAGCACAAAAUGAGUUUGGUGUAUCAUCUCAAGUCGCAUAAUGUGAAAAACAGUUAUAAGUGUAAUAAGUGCAGUUACAAGUCCACCGAAGAGAGGGAAGCGUUAAGACAUAUAGUGUUGUGCAAAGGUGUUGACGGGAAGAAGUAUUGUUGUAAUAAGUGUGAUUAUAGAACGAAGAAGCCUUCGGAUCUACGGAGGCAUACGAUGAGAAAGCACAAGUAUAGUGAUGAUGAUGAAGACGAUGAUGAUGAGUAUGUGCCGUGAGUGUUUUUUUUGUAAAUUUCUAGUUAGUACUUUGACUGAAGUUGUGAAAUUUGAACCGACAAAUUAGAAAUUAUAUUAAAUAUGAACUGCGUUGAAAAGUGGUGCCACAGUUAAAAUUGCAAACAACACGUUGAAGCAACAACAGUAAGAAAAUUUUAACGUCUCUUCGCUACAAAAUUUUUGCAUUGAACAAGAUUAUCAACUUAAAAAAAAAUUAAGCAGUAUCGAGUCUGGAACAUAGAGGUAUAAGAAUAGAGUAGGGGAGGUACAGACUCUACUACAAGUGGAAGUGUGCCUCUAAUAGAAAGAGAAAGAAGAGGAGACACCGCUAGCUUUCUUUCUCUUAUUGCGUUUGCGCAUUGGCAACCGUAAGCAUCUAACUGUAUCGCAUGUCACAAACAAAAGGGUAUUAUCUUCAAAAACAGUGUUUUGAGAUAUCGCGUUUUGAAGUUUUAAACAAUCAUAGAAGCGGAACUACUUGUUCAAAUGUUUUGAUUUAAACGUACAUUAUCCUUCUUUGUGUUGAGUAAGGUUAGUUAGUGUAUCAAUAGUAGUUUUUAUUUUAAAAGUACUUUUAUGUAACUGGGUAAAGAGAUUACCCUAUAAGCAGUUCAAAUGGCUCAUGUUCGAAUUACAACUAGUAUCAUUUUAAAAUAAUUUCGAUGAAAAUAACACAUUAAAUAAAAUUGAACAGGCCGGAGGGUAUUAUUUUAAAUAAAACUUCAAACUUGUAUUAAUCCGAACUGGCAAUAGGGUAUUAACUUAACUUAAUACUGUUUAGAAUACUCACAAUCAUAAAUUUUGCCUAGAAAUUGACGACAUGUGUUGCUAUAAUUCAAAGAUUAUUUCGAAUUAAAAUACAAUUAUCUUACCAGUUUAUAGAGAAAAGAAUGUAGUUUUCGAAACGUUAAUAAAAAAAAUUGUGUGUGUCAGCUCCGACGCACGACUGGAGUUUACUCCUUAAGUUCGAUAGUCUAACCAGACGCAAAAAGAGUUUAUUUAACUUAAAAAAGGUUGAUAAUUUAAGAAAACAAAUUAAUGAAAAUAAUAUACUUAAAUAAAUAUAUAUUUAUUCAUUUCAUAUACAUUUAUUAUAACUAAUCGACGAAAUAUUUUACAUUAAACUUUUUAUUUUUACAAUAGUCAAUUUCAGAUGUGCAUAAAUAUAUCAUUAGGAAUGUUGUUAAAUUAUGUAAUUAUUAUUAUCAGACUAUUAUCAUUUUUUUAAAUAUUAAUUAAAUCAACAUUGUCAGCAUUAUUAAUUACAGUGACAAGUGGUUUAUGGUAACUAUAAUAAGACACAUGGACGUUCGUAGAUACGUGGUUCACGAAUCUUGAAAAUACCUACAUACCUCGUUGUCCCCAUUGCUCUAUCAGAAACAAUAUCUAAAUUCAGUUCAGAUUUUAAAAUUUUUAUUAAUGUCAAUCCGUCAUCUUUGUUUGUCAAAGUUGCGCGACAUAGGAUGCGCACCAAAAACGUAACGAGGUCAUUCAUCAAUAGAUUUCACUCCUCACAUUUUUCUCAUACCGGGCCCCUUAUAUAUGCAAAUCUAUUCUUAAGGAGUAAACUCCACAAAAUAAAUGGUUUUGCCGACUUAAUACCCUAUUGUUUGUGACGUGCGAUAUUUCGAUGUGAUGCCAUUGGAUGGCAUGCGUCACAAGAGAGGGAUUUUGCUAGCCGUCUCUCAUCUUCUUUCUCUUUCUACUAGUCGGACACUUAGAGCCGCCAUCCCCACUCUAUUCUUAUACCUCUAUGGUCUCGAAACAUGUUUCAGUAGUCUUUGUUAGAGAAUAAUGUGCCAUAUAAUUUCUGAUCCGUUGCUUUGAACUGAAAAAGAAAGGAUGUUGACUUAAUGGUUGUGUGAAAAUUCGAGUAUAUUAUAAUAUGGUGAUGCUGAUGUCGUCUUUGCAGCUCAAACUGUUUAUAGAACUAGACUAGAUUUGCUCUAUGGACACUUUGCUAUUUAUUUUACGGAUCUUCCAUGACUAC